This is a messenger RNA of Lecanosticta acicola, 1998 nucleotides long. The record is from the annotation of a GenBank genome assembly. Lineage: Eukaryota; Fungi; Ascomycota; Dothideomycetes; Mycosphaerellales; Mycosphaerellaceae.
AUGCAGCGGCGCGACCGAUACAUCGCGCAGUCGCUAGGCCAGCUCACCAAAAGCGUCAAAGAUAGCCGCGUUCUGCUCGUCGGCGCUGGAGGAAUCGGCUGCGAGCUGCUGAAGAACCUUGUCUGCUGCGGAUUUGGCACCGGACUCCCUCAACCGCAGGGUCAGAAUGGCGACGGCGACGGCGACGGCGACGGUGCCGCUGCGAAGACAGCCGAGAUCGUGGUCAUUGACCUGGACACCAUUGAUCUCAGCAAUCUGAAUCGGCAAUUCCUCUUCCGCAAGCAGCACCUCAAGAAGCCCAAGGCCAUCGUCGCCAAGGAGACGGCUAGCCAGUUCAACCCAUCUGUCAAUAUCGACGCGCAACACGCUUCCAUCUUUGACAGCCAGUACAACGUCGACUUCUUCGAGGGAUUCGAUGUCGUCUUCAAUGCGCUCGACAAUCUCAAAGCACGCCAACACGUGAAUCGCAUGUGCUUGGCUGCAGAUGUCCCGCUAAUAGAGAGCGGCACGACGGGAUUCAAUGGACAGGUACAGCCGAUCAAGAAGGGCAUCACCGAAUGCUACGACUGCAAUCAGAAGCCGGUCCAGAAGUCCUUUCCGAUUUGCACAAUCCGCUCCACGCCGUCACAGCCCAUACACUGCAUAGUGUGGGCAAAGUCAUACCUUCUCCCGGAGCUGUUUGGAAUGAGCGAAGAGGAGUCGUCGGAAGUCGCUGUCACGGAGGGAGAUAAUGCGCAAGAGGUCGCCAAACUGAAAGAGGAGGCUGAAGCACUGAAGAAAGUACGGAAUCUUCUGGGCAAGGAUGAAUUCGCGCAGGAGAUCUUCAACAAGGUCUUCCACGAUGACAUUGAGCGUCUCCGGUCCAUGAGUGAGAUGUGGCAGAGCCGGACACCCCCAGAUUCGCUACGGUUCGAGUCUGUCUGCAUCGACUCGAAUCCGGCUAAGCAAGGAGAGACGCUUGCCGCUCAAGAUCAAGCAGUCUGGAGUCUACAGGACAAUCUGAAAGUGUUCUGCCACGCUGUUGAGGCCCUGACAAAGCGUGUGCAGAAUGGCGAGAAAGUCAUCGAGUUCGACAAAGACGACAAGGAUACCCUGGACUUCGUCGCGGCAGCCGCCAACCUCAGAUCUCACGUCUUUCACAUCCCUUUAAACAGCGAAUGGGACAUCAAGCAGAUGGCUGGUAAUAUCAUCCCUGCCAUCGCAACCUCGAAUGCGCUCACCGCGAGCUUGUGCGUCAUGCAGGCUUUCAAGAUUAUGCGGAGCCAGACGCCCAAGAUCAAUGCGUACGCGCAGCCGACGACUAACAACGCCGUUCCGACCAACUCAGAAACGACGAAUGGCAAGCCGGAUCCCUUAUUAGGGGGCGCCAAGAUGGUGUUUCUGAACUCCAAGAGCACGGAGCGUGUGAUCGCCAAUGAGAAUCUCUCUGCACCAAAGCCCGAUUGCCCGGUCUGCUCGCCCUUCUAUGCUAAGCUGCAGCUCAAGCAAGGCACCACGCCCACUCUUCAAUCGCUUGUCGACCUUCUCAAACAGCGCCUGAACUACGAGGACUUCUCCAUUACCGCCGACGCAGGUAUGAUCUACGAUCCGGAUUUGGAGGACAAUCUCGAGAAGCCGAUGAAGGAUUUUGGCAUUGACGGGACGAACACCGGCUUUGUCACGGUCCAAGACGACAGCAGCGAGCCCAAAGUCGACCUUGUCCUGAGCGUGAUCAGCAAAGCCAUUCCAGAAGACGACAGCGACAUGAUACUCCUCCCCGACACGAUCGAGCUACCACCGAAACCCGGCAAGAAGAUGGAAGUGAAUGGUAUCUCUAUCGGUGGCGCAGACGCAGCAGUAGAAGUAGGAGCAGGUCCAAGCUCCGCUCCCAAACGAAAGCGCUCCGCAUCGGUGGAAGAGGGAAGCGCUCCGAAGAAGGCCAAGGGCGAAGCCAAGGGUGAAGCUGCCGGCCAGGCAGUCAUCGUGGAUGAGGACGACGGCGCGAUUAUCCUUGACUGA